Messenger RNA from Nanorana parkeri, 2131 nucleotides. Its product is annotated as zinc finger protein 260-like. The transcript is spliced from 6 exons. Gene Ontology annotation, cellular component: nucleus. Gene Ontology annotation, molecular function: DNA-binding transcription factor activity, RNA polymerase II-specific; RNA polymerase II transcription regulatory region sequence-specific DNA binding. The annotation marks the transcript as partial. Gene Ontology annotation, biological process: regulation of transcription by RNA polymerase II. Lineage: Eukaryota; Metazoa; Chordata; Amphibia; Anura; Dicroglossidae. The record is from RefSeq and is a predicted model, not a curated record.
GUAUCCGGAUAAUUCCAUGGAGGAGCAUUUAGGAGGAGACCGGGAUCUCUACAAGGACGUGAGUGAAUGUGAUGAUGAUGUUGAAGACGAGAUAAAACAGGAAGAGGAGGAUAUAAAAGUUGAGGUUAAAGUGGAGACUCCUUUGUUCAUUGCUCCCUACUCCUGGACUUCCACAGUGUGUAGCGGAGAAUAUCCUCCAUGUAGAGCUGUGUCAUCCGGGGGAAAGUGCGGGAAAUCUUUUAAACGGGAAAGCAACUUUUUUCAACACCAGAGAGUUCACAUGGCUGAGGAUCCUUAUUCAUGUUCAGAGUGUGGGAAAGGUUUUACUCAUAAAAAACAGCUACUUAUACACCAGAAAACUCACAAAGGAAGCCGUUUUUCAUGUUCAGAGUGUGGAAAAAGUUUCAACGUUAAAAGUACACUUCUAACACACCAAAAGAUUCAUACGGGCGAUCGCCCAUUUUCCUGUUCAGAGUGCGGGAAAUCAUUUAUUCAGAAAGGAGCUCUUGAUAGACACGAACGAUGUCACACAGGUGAACGUCCUUAUUCGUGUUCAGAAUGCGAGAAAACAUUCACGCAAAAAGGAUACCUUGUUAAUCACCAGAGAAACCACACAGGUGAUCGUCCUUAUUCAUGUUCAGAGUGUGGGGAAAGUUUUACUGAGAAAAGAUUACUCCUGUCACACCAAAGAACUCACAUGGAAGAGCGUCCGUAUUCAUGUUCAGAGUGCGGAAAAGGUUUCACAGGAAAACGUAAACUUCUAAGACACCAGAGGAUUCAUACAGGUGAGCGACCUUAUUCAUGUUCAGAGUGCGGGAAAUCUUUCACUCAAAAAGGAGACCUUGUUAAUCACCAGAGAAUUCAUACGGGUGAGCGUCCUUAUUCAUGUUCAGAGUGUGAGAAAAGUUUCACCGCCAAAAAAGUGCUGCUCGCACACCAAAGAAUUCACACAGACGAGUGUCCUUAUUUAUGUUCAGAAUGUGGGAAAGGUUUCACUGAGAAAAGAUUACUCCUGUCACACCAGAGAGUUCACACUGGUGAGAGACCCUAUUCAUGUUCGGAGUGUGGAAAAAAGUGCGGCAAAUGUUUCACUAACAAAAGAAAACUUUUUUUACACCAGAGGAUUCAUACGCGUCCCUUUUCUUGUUCAGAGUGUGGGAAAUGUUUUGCACAGGAAAUGUCCCUUCUUAUACACCAGAGAAAUCACACGGGUGAGCGCCCAUUUUCCUGUUCAGAGUGCGGAAAAAGUUAUUCACAGAAAAUGUCCCUCCUUAGACACCAGAGAAGUCACACGGGUGAGCGUCCUUUUUCGUGUUCAGAGUGCGGGAAAUCAUUCAUGCAUAAAGCCGACCUUGUUAUACACCAGAGAAGUCACACGGGUGAGCGUCCUUUUUCGUGUUCAGAGUGCGAGAAAUCAUUCAUUAGUAAAGGAUACCUUGUUGCCCACCAGAAAAUUCAUACCGGUGAGCGUCCUUUUUCGUGUUCAGAGUGCGGGAAAUCUUUCAUUCAUAAAGCAUACUUUGUUAUACACCAGAGAAUUCACACUGGUGAGCGUCCUUAUUCAUGUACAGAGUGUGGGAAAAGUUUUGCAGGUAAAGAAGCACUCAGUAUACACCAGAGAAUUCACACGGGCGAGCGUCCGUUUUCAUGUUUAGAGUGCGGGAAAUGCUUUACUUGGACACAAGCACUUAUUGAACACCAGAGAAUUCACACGGGUGAGCGUCUUUAUUCAUGUUCAAAGUGCGGGAAAGGUUUUACUAAGAAAAUAAGGCUUAUCAGACAUCAAACAAAAGUCCUUCUGGGACAUUUUAGUAGUCCCUCCAUUGACCUCCUACCGGCAACCUCCCCUCCCCGGGGCCCAAUCUGUCCAUCCCAGAAACACAAGCUACGUCUGAACACAUCCAAGAAAACCUGCAAAAAGGUUCCAUCGCCGGCCCCCGGCCACACAGGAAGAGGCGGGGACACCCAGGAACAGUCCAAGCAGGCACACAGGAAGAGGCGGGGACACCCAGGAACAGUCCAAGCAGGCACACAGGAAGAGGCGGUAACGCAGGAAGGCUUUGUACAGCAAGUCCGUAGCAUGUCUGAGCCACUACGUACACAGUUCCUGACUGAUGGGUGCGCCCUCUAA